AUGGAAGAUAUCUUUCACGGAAGUUUUUACAACGAACCGGCCUUUGACGGUGCUUUUCUGAACGAUGGCUUCGCCCCCGAGAGUCGAGUCGGUUUUGGCCUCACAGAUGAGCAGCUGAAUUCGAUCGUUAAGUACAGAGACACAGAGUAUCCUUCAACAGCUACCACCGUGCAAUACCAUGAAUUAUCUACCUUUUCGUACGACAAAACUCCACAAUGCCAAGCGUCAGGCCAAACGCUUCAGGACAGUACGCCUACAACCUUGGAGGUGCUGGAUGAAAUCUGUCUGGGUAAUAACACGCUGGAAAAUACUGAGACCACGGGAACCUACGACGGUGAUGUUUGCCCACGACAAGGCCGCGGACAACCUUUGAAAAAAAUGCGCCGUCUUCGCGCCAACGAUCGAGAACGGCGUCGAAUGCGGUCUUUGAACAGAGCAUUAGAAAGCCUCAAGAAAUGUUUACCAGUUCCACAAAGCAAGCGGCGCGUGACCAAGCUAGAAAUACUUCGAAUCGCUUGUAAUUACAUCCGGUCACUCUCGGACACUCUCAGCGAAGAUUCACGAGGUAACGACGGCCCGAGUCGGGGAAGAAAGUCACGAUCCCGCGGGAUUGUCGGUGAUCCCGUUGUAAACGGGUUUUCAGUCGCCCAAAGGUUAGAAAUUCUGUCGGGAAAUAACACAAGCCGCAUUUGAGCUGAAGAAAUUCUAACGUUUUGCAGGUCUAUAAACUAUCUAGAUUUUCUCAUUGUUGCUGAGUAAUUAUGUAUUUAAUCUUCGAUAAUUCAGGUGAGAAAGGUUGCAUUUUAUUGUUAAUAUUGUCAGAUAGAUGUCGACUUUGGACACCUUAUGCUUGUAAAUAUAUCGAACGUGGUUUUUGAAAGAUAUUUUGAAGUCAGUAAACAAGCGUCGAAAUAACUGAUAUGUUGCCCGAGAAACAGCGUUGGAUUUGUCUUACAAAUCUAGAGAGCCAUCUGAACUUUUACGCAUCAAAUGGUUUAUAACUGUGCCUUUUCAUGUAUGUGUUUCAAUUACUGCAUCUAAUUUCAUUGAGACUUUUAACUUCGUAUUAUACGCUGCUAUAAGGUAGAAAAACAACAGCGAAUUCAGUAAAGACAAAAAAAAUGGGAAAAAAUGUUUGGUGCCCUUUAUAUCCGUUUAAAUUUCAAACGGAAGGCGCAUUUACUUAUUGUGAUAUUUCUGCAUGUUAUGUUGAAAACAUAAACAGCUGAAACUGGCAAAUAUACAUA
Pocillopora damicornis (cauliflower coral) is the source of this 1247-nucleotide messenger RNA. RefSeq lists its product as uncharacterized. Gene Ontology annotation, molecular function: protein dimerization activity; E-box binding; DNA-binding transcription factor activity, RNA polymerase II-specific. Gene Ontology annotation, cellular component: nucleus. The record is from RefSeq and is a predicted model, not a curated record. Lineage: Eukaryota; Metazoa; Cnidaria; Anthozoa; Scleractinia; Pocilloporidae. Gene Ontology annotation, biological process: sensory organ development; axon development; positive regulation of transcription by RNA polymerase II.